AUGCAGCGAGAAAUGCGGACUAUGUCUGCUCGUCUACGCCAGCUAGAAGCGUCCAGCCCGAAUUCCAUCAUGCCAGCCAAGACUAACACCCAAAAGGAGCUGAAUCGCAUUCUGAACGCACCAAAAUCGCCAACCUACGUGGGACCGACUAGUGUUGAAUUUGGUCUUCGGCACAAUCAGCCCUCGUCUCGCCUUCUGGCAAGUGCACAUGAUAGGGACGAGAGCGAGACCGCGCCUUUGUCAAAUUCAACAGAAAGAAGCCCCACCCCUCUGCCGACAGGGCCAAACUCGAGCAGCAGAGCUCAUCUUGGAUUCGAGGAGGCCUUACGCCUGCUGCAGGUGUACGAGGAUCUGGUGGGCGCGAUGUACCCAUGCGUAGAUAUGGACAGUGUCCGUGUCUACGUGCAAGACUACUAUGGCUCCCAUGAAAGUAUCACGACCAGUGUCGCUGACUGCCAAGGUUCAACUCCGGCAGAUCAGGAUUGGUUCUUUGCUCGGGAUAUUCAAGUAUUGAAACUCUUGCUUGCCACAGCUCUGUUGGCCGAGUCUCAUGGUCGCAGCGAACUUGCUGCUGCGCUUGCUGACAAUGUGGAGGAUCGAUUUGCGGCCAGAUAUAAAGUGGCGGAGGUGGAUAUGAAAGAGAUUCUAAUCAUGACACUUCUUUCAAUCUUUCAUUCUUACCGUGACGACGAAGUCAUUUCCUGGCGGCUGAUUCGCAAUGCAACGAGUGCGUGCAUGGAACUUGGUCUCCAUCGUCAGGAGACGUGGCAUCGAAACGGAGGUGUCUUUCCGGGUGAGCUUGCAUGGACCUGGGCAAAUCGGUUAUUUUGGUGCAUUUAUGUGCUUGAUCGAAAGUGGUCAUUUGGGAGCGGACUGCCUUUUGGAAUGCAGGAUACGGAUAUAGAUACAGAUAUCCCCGAGCCUGGGGAGUCGACACCGUACCUGAAUUGCCUGAUCUCGCACGCAAGGCUAAGUACCAAAAUCUGGGGCCUGAUCAUGGAAUGGCCUCGAUAUUCUCCCUCGACGACAGCCAUCAAAUGUACUGAACUUGACGACGAGGUCCAGCAGUGGAUUUGGUCUAUCCCGCACGAACUUCGUUUUCUUCCGAAUUUGUCAUUCGACUCACACGUCCCAACCGACCGCUCACGGCACUCUGAUCGGCUGAUGAUGCUGCAAGUUCUACUCGCUUUGCAAGGAAAUCAGCUUCGCAUCUUGGUAUACCGGCAGAACUUGCAAAGUAAGGAGCGUAUUGCGGGAGAUCUGGCCGGCGCGAGCAUUGCUGUGGAGACGGCGAAAAGCACCAUUCAUAUGCUGGAAUAUUUUAGCAGCGUGACAAACAUCUACUUUGAUCGCCCUGAGCCAUUCAACUAUUUUCUGAUUUCCGCCUUGGCUGCUCUCCUUUUAGCUGUCUUGCAUGCCCCCAGCCGCUUCAGUCACGUCUGUCGGCCGGAGUUCUAUACUGCAAUAAACCUCGUGCGUCGCUCUGCCACUCGUGCACGGACUUCCCGGCGAUUGCAAAAACUUCUUCGUCGGCUGGAGCAGAUUCAGUUGCACAAAGGAGGUGAUGAUCAUCAAGCUGUUACUCAAUCGCGUUCAAAAGAUUUUGUCUCUCGAAACUCGAACGGAUGUACAGUCGAGCAACGCCCUUCAGGUCCAGUUGCUGUGACAGGUCUGAGCGCUCCCCACGGCUCGUGGGAGCCUACACCUGAGUCUGCCCGGACAUCAACUUCAGUUGAGCACCCAACUUCCAACUACGAACGACCAAUGACUUCCUGGAAUACCUCAUCUGGGAUGGACAACGACUGCUCAAAUGUCUGCGAGAAUCUCAGUAGCUUUUUCAAGAACGCGGGAGAUCUAUUAUUUGAUAUCGACCCAACAACAAGCAUGGAGUUACCUAGCAGCUCGGAUGCUUCUCUCGCCAGAGGAGUCGAUGUCGGAUUCUUCUCGGUGCCUGUAAAUUUGCAGCCACCCAGCCAGGCCUUUGCCAAUUUCGAAGAUGACAAUGAAGAGCUGACUCGAGCCAUGGCUGGUCUCUUGUGA
Molecule: messenger RNA, 2040 nt
Organism: Penicillium oxalicum
Lineage: Eukaryota; Fungi; Ascomycota; Eurotiomycetes; Eurotiales; Aspergillaceae
Product: transcription factor domain-containing protein
Exons: 2
Coding region: 1-2040 (679 amino acids)
Biological process (GO): DNA-templated transcription; positive regulation of transcription from RNA polymerase II promoter by galactose
Cellular component (GO): nucleus
Molecular function (GO): zinc ion binding; RNA polymerase II cis-regulatory region sequence-specific DNA binding; DNA-binding transcription factor activity, RNA polymerase II-specific
Source: RefSeq, a predicted model, not a curated record